Messenger RNA from Bursaphelenchus xylophilus (pine wood nematode), 1930 nucleotides. NCBI's taxonomy places the organism in Eukaryota, Metazoa, Nematoda, Chromadorea, Rhabditida, Aphelenchoididae. The record is from the annotation of a GenBank genome assembly.
AUGAAGUCCUGCUACUUUUUUGCCCUUUUCAUUACCCUUUCCUCCGGCUAUAUCAACGACUUCGCGAUCAACGUAACCUUCCCCGGCUACAAUGCUACACGCGCGUUUAUCAUCGACACCAUUGAAACGGAUGAAUUCGUCUGGCAAGCCAAGGGAUUCGCGAGAUUCGCGGGCGAAGACUACACCUUCGACGAGGAGAAGUCGCGCACCUAUCGCGCCGGAGAUUACCUUUUCAGCAGCGGUUUCCAAGAUGGCAAAACUUACUGUCGACUGAGUGGAGUUAUGUCGCAAGAUAACAUGUCGCUACUGCCCUACAAAAACCACUACGCCUACUUUGGGUUGGUCCGCAAUUCGACUUGCGCAGGGAAUGCAAUGCAUCGAACGACGGCGUUCAAUGGCAAGCUCAGAGCUGGAAGACUGAGCUUUGUGAAGAAUCGGAAUAAUCGAAAGACUGUUGGGGACUUUUUGGUGAGGUCGUUCCGGUAUCCGCAAAUGUGUCUGCACCAAAGUGUUACGGACGACUUAAAGUGAGUUUUACGGCGCUGCGAUCUUUCGGGUCAGCGACAGUUCGGUUCGACGACACUAUGGAUCGCCUCGGUUUGUUGUUGUAUGCAUGAGAGAGGCUAGGAGAAGGCGUAGUUAGUAGGAAUGUUUUGAGGUAUGUUUUACAUGUACUCACAUCAAUAAUAUUUAGAUAAAGUUACGGAUCUUCUCUUUUUGUCGCAAAUUUUGGUCAUCUAUAUGUUACAGUAACUCAGGGUGAAGAAACCUAGUAAUAGCUAAAAAUUAAAAAAUGGACAUAUUGCAAGUCUCCGCCGAGCCUUCGCUGAGCGUCCGCCGAUCCUCCAACGGCUUUGCCAAACCUCGUAGACACUUCAUACAGCCUUUUUAUGGGCAUCCACCUGCCCUGCGCCCCGUAUCGAUCGAUUUUGUGAUGACCCGAACUGUAGCCGACCCGAAAAGUCGAGACGCGAGUUUUACCAUUAAAAAAGAAGAAUCAUGGCAGAAAGACGUCCAUUUCUUCCUAGGAAGUUUAGUGUGUCAUUUUACACGCUCGAAUUUCUGCAACAACCCUUAGUAUUUUGUUUUUGGGGGUCGCCUGAGAAUUUGGACCCGUUCCUGAGAGUUUUAGCAGGUUCAACCUAAGCGGCUUGUAAAUUUCCAAUAAAUAGAAAACUCCGUCUUGCAUGCGUCCUGUAAUACAUACAUAUUGGGUCCUAUGAUAUAGCUGUAUCCCAAAAACGAAGUCUCAGCGCCGCCUCCGCCGGAAGUUAUAGCCUCCAACUUUCCUUCACGUUCUUUGAAAGACCCUGUACAGGCCCGAAACGUGUCCAAAAUUUGAAAUCUCCCCUUCUCCACCCGCUUAAUCCUCAAUUGCAGGAUCAAGCAGACAGUGGUUGCAGUCGGCGCCCGAGUGGCCGAGGAUCGUCUCAAAGGGAGUUACUAUUACAACCAGGACAACUACUGGCGAGUCCCCGCGACCACCUUCAAAAUCGGUGACGCGGAAUUCAACGUCACCCAACGAUACAACAUGGCGACCUUUCACACCAGCUCCCCCAAGAUCCGGCUGCCGUUGAUCUACUUUGACCGGGUUGUCAGCGCCGUUGGCGCUGUCAAUGAGACCGGGAAAUAUAUUGUGGACUGCGAUAAGAGAGUGGAGUUGGAGAUUGGCCUUAACGGAAAGCGAUUCAAAAUUCAGUUCGAAGCGUUGCUGCGCCGAGACAAGCCCGAUGACAAGAAAUGCGAGCUGCUGUUGGAGAGAAACGACGACAUCUACAGGAACUCAUUCGUGCUCGGCGUACCCUUCUUCGUGAACAAUGGCGUCUGUUUUGGCGGAUCCACGGCCACGUUCUACGACGCAACUUACGACGAGAAGAGACCGGUCUUCCCGGACACUUGGGGAGCGUAUGUGUCGGUGCGGAAUGAGUGA